CUCCGUCCGGUCCCGCCUAUUCUCUGCUGCACUGGACCUUUAGGCUUGUCUUGGCCCGUUUGAAGACUAGGAAGUUGAUAAGUCGCGAGGCUCGCUGCUGAGAGACGGUGGCUCGGGUGGGACAGUCGCCAGGGAUGGCGGAGUGUAAGGAUGGAGCGGGUGUCCGGACUGCUCUCCUGGACGCUGAGCAGAGUCCUGUGGCUGUCGGGCCUCUUUGAGCGGGGAGCUGCCCGGCAGCCCCGGAUCAUGGAAGAGAAAGCGCUAGAAGUUUAUGAUUUGAUUCGAACUAUCCGGGACCCAGAGAAACCCAAUACUUUAGAAGAACUGGAAGUGGUAACGGAAAGUUGUGUGGAGGUUCAGGAGAUAAAUGAAGAAGACUAUUUGGUUAUUAUCAGGUUCACGCCAACAGUACCUCAUUGCUCUUUGGCGACUCUUAUUGGGCUGUGCUUAAGAGUUAAACUUCAGCGGUGUUUACCGUUUAAACAUAAGUUGGAAAUCUACAUCUCUGAAGGAACCCACUCAACAGAGGAAGAUAUCAACAAGCAGAUAAAUGACAAAGAGCGAGUGGCAGCUGCGAUGGAGAACCCCAACUUACGGGAAAUCGUGGAACAGUGUGUCCUUGAACCUGACUAAUAGCUGUUUUAAGAGCCACUGAACUGGAAUCAUUUGAUAUAUUUGUUUAAACUCUUUGUAAAAUGUAAAAGACUCAUGUUUAAUACGUAGGUGAUUUGUACCUCAGUGCAUUUUUUUAAAGGAUGAUUUCCAAGCAAGAUUUAAUUAUAAGGUAGUACCUAGUUUGUUCAGUGUUUAACAUUCUCAGGAUUUGUAACACUUAAAUGAUCAGACAGAAAAAUAUUUUCUAGUAAUUAUGUGUCAGAUGAGUUGCUAUUUUUCUGAUGCCCAUUCUGAUACAACUGCUUUUCACAUCAAAUAUUUACUGUGCCCAAAUAUAUUCAGUUUAAAUCAUUACUCUGUAAAUAAAUAAAACAGAGAUGAUUCUUGUA
Molecule: messenger RNA, 1004 nt
Organism: Balaenoptera acutorostrata (minke whale)
Lineage: Eukaryota; Metazoa; Chordata; Mammalia; Artiodactyla; Balaenopteridae
Gene: CIAO2A
Product: cytosolic iron-sulfur assembly component 2A
Exons: 5
Coding region: 151-633 (160 amino acids)
Source: RefSeq, a predicted model, not a curated record